GUUCCUGCUGGAAUUGUUGAGGUAGUUGUUGAAGUGAAGGUAAUUGUAUUUGUUGUUGAUUUUCUUCUUAAGAAAAAAUUCAUUAGCCAAGUUUUUUCUUUUGUGGGUGACGAGAAGAUGAAGAUGUUUGAUAAAGUUCAAUAA
Messenger RNA from Entrophospora candida, 144 nucleotides. The record is from the annotation of a GenBank genome assembly. Lineage: Eukaryota; Fungi; Glomeromycota; Glomeromycetes; Entrophosporales; Entrophosporaceae.